Nicotiana tabacum (common tobacco) is the source of this 2097-nucleotide messenger RNA. The record is from RefSeq and is a predicted model, not a curated record. Lineage: Eukaryota; Viridiplantae; Streptophyta; Magnoliopsida; Solanales; Solanaceae.
UUCCAAUCAACUUCGAAUUGCACGACCACUCCAAAAAAAGAGAAGGAAACAAACACGAAGGUCCCCCAAAUUUGCUAGGAACAAUCCAAUAUGAUACCUAACGGAGUUGAAGACGAAGAGAAGUGGCUUGCCGCUGGGAUCGCCGGCCUUCAGCAGAACGCUUUUUACAUGCAUCGCGCUCUUGACUCGAGCAAUCUGAAAGAUGCAUUGAAAUACUCGGCUCAGAUGCUCUCGGAGCUCCGAACUUCCAAGCUUUCUCCUCACAAAUACUACGAGCUAUAUAUGCGGGCAUUUGAUGAAUUGAGGAAGCUAGAGAUUUUCUUCAAGGAGGAGAGUAAGCGUGGUUGCUCUAUUGUUGACUUGUAUGAGCUCGUGCAGCACGCUGGCAACAUUUUGCCCAGAUUGUAUCUCCUUUGUACAGUGGGAUCGGUGUACAUCAAAUCAAAGGAGGCUCCUGCCAAGGAUAUUCUCAAAGAUCUGGUGGAAAUGUGCCGUAGCAUACAGCAUCCGUUACGUGGGCUCUUCCUAAGGAGUUACCUUUCCCAAGUCAGUAGGGAUAAACUGCCUGAUAUAGGAUCUGAAUAUGAAGGGGAUGCUGACACUGCCAUGGAUGCUGUAGAAUUCGUGCUCCAAAAUUUCACAGAAAUGAACAAACUUUGGGUGCGAAUGCAACAUCAGGGACCUGCACGGGAAAAGGAAAAACGUGAAAAAGAAAGGAGCGAGCUUCGCGAUCUUGUGGGGAAAAACCUGCAUGUUCUAAGUCAAAUUGAGGGCAUUGACCUUGAUUUGUACAAAGAUAUGGUGCUUCCAAGAGUUCUAGAGCAGGUUGUCAACUGUAAAGAUGAGAUUGCACAGGGAUAUUUGAUGGAUUGCAUCAUCCAAGUCUUCCCUGAUGAGUACCACUUACAAACUCUUGAAACAUUACUAGAUGCUUGCCCCCAGUUUCAGCCAUCUGUUGAUAUCAAGACAGUGCUUGCUCGUCUGAUGGAAAGGCUUUCAAACUAUGCUGCUUUAAGUGCAGAAGUCUUACCUGAGUUUUUCCAGGUUGAAGCUUUCACAAAACUAAACAAUGCCAUAGGCAAGGUGAUAGAGACUCAAGAAGACAUGCCUAUUGCUGGAGUGGUGACUUUGUAUGCAUCUCUUUUGACAUUUACUCUUCAUGUCCACCCUGAUCGCCUUGAUUAUGUAGAUCAGAUUCUGGGUGCAUGUGUUCAGAAACUUUCUGGGAAAGGAAAGCUCAAAGACAAUAAAGCAACAAAACAGAUUGUGGCCCUACUAAGUGCUCCCCUGGAGAAGUACAAGGAUAUAGAUACUGUGCUAAAGCUGUCAAAUUAUCCUCAUCUUAUGGAGUAUCUUGAUGAUGCAACUAGUAAAGUGAUGGCUAAUGUUUUGGUUCAAAAUAUUCUGAAAAAUAAGACUUGCAUUUCAACUGCUGAAAAGGUUGAGGCACUUUUUGAGUUAAUGAAAGCACUGAUUAGAGAUUUGGGUGAGGAUGUUAAUGAUGAGCUUGAUGAAGAUGAUUUCAAGGAAGAGCAGAAUUCUGUUGCACGGCUUAUUCAAAUGCUUCACAAUGAUGAUCCUGAAGAGAUGCUGAAGGUGAUGAGUUGGAUGUCCUGAUAUUGAUGUAUAAUUCCAUUCUCAAAAAACGAUAUUGAUGUAUAUAUGAUGAUCUACUGCGAAGAGUGUUGAUGUUUCACUUUGUUAUUAAGAAGGGGGAAAAAGGAAAAUGAUGAGAAACCCAAUGACUGCCAACACUGGAAGAGAACUUUAAGAUGACCAUGUACAAGCCCAGCUUGUAACCAAAAUGAGCAGUUCAUGCCUCGUGGCUCUGUGGUUCACUUUUUUUUUAUAUGAUCGUUUAUGCUCAAGACAAGGCAUGCAUCUGAUGAUAAUGUUGUAUGGUUUGCUUCUAUGUGGCUGCAAUGUUUGUUUUCCUAGUUGUAAGUGUUGUUUUCUUGCUUCCGAGAGUUGUUACCGUUAGAUAUGUACAUAAUGUAGUCUUGUCCCACAUUGGAAUAGGAGUAGUAUGUCCUUGUAUAGAAUAACUAUAAAUAAGGACCUCUUGUAUUGUAUUGAACACACAAUAUCAAUAUAUCA